AUGUCAAGCCAGCCACUCCUCCAGCGAUCCAGGGACAAGCGCAUCGCACUCCCCGUCCGCGUCGAACCCAAAGUCUUCUUCGCCAACGAGCGAACGUUCCUCUCAUGGCUCAACUUCACGGUCGUCCUCGGCGGUCUGGCGGUGGGCUUGUUGAACUUCGGUGACAGGGUCGGCAAGAUCAGCGCGGGCAUGUUCACCUUUGUCGCCAUGGCGAUCAUGAUCUAUGCCCUCGUCACGUACCACUGGCGCGCUAACGCCAUCCGCAAGCGCGGCUCAGGUCCCUACGACGACCGAUUGGGUCCGACCGUUCUCUGCCUCGCUUUGUUCGCCGCAGUCGUCACCAACUUCAUUCUCCGCUUCGCCGCAUAG
Molecule: messenger RNA, 369 nt
Organism: Rhodotorula toruloides NP11
Lineage: Eukaryota; Fungi; Basidiomycota; Microbotryomycetes; Sporidiobolales; Sporidiobolaceae
Product: vacuolar transporter chaperone 1
Exons: 8
Coding region: 1-369 (122 amino acids)
Cellular component (GO): vacuolar transporter chaperone complex; fungal-type vacuole membrane
Source: RefSeq, a predicted model, not a curated record